AUGCCUUGGAGGAUUGGCCAUGUCGAUGUUGAUGGCAACAGCGUCGAUGAUGAUGUUGGAGAUGAUGACGAUGACGAUAGAAUGGAGUCACUGAGUAUUUCUGCUUCUUCUGGGAAUAUGUCUGAACUCAAAGCUAGAUUGAUAGCAGAAGGAAAGCGAUUGGCUAAAGAGGUCUUCCCGGUUAAGGUUAUGGAACUUGAUCAAAUUUACAACGAAAUAAAAGAUCUCCAGCUUUCCCAGGAGACUAUAGUAAGUUUACAAUCUCAUAUUGAGAGAGAACUACAAACUUCUGCAACUGCUGAUGAAAGACGUGGUACCCAGAAGGGUGACCCUCGUUUAACCUUACCACCAUUGGUUAUCAGGGAGAACGCAAUGGCACCUAAUAAAGUAAUGGUGGGGAUUAUUGAAAGACUGAAGCCGCACAUGGAUAGUCUCAACGAACAUGCAAAUAAAGUGAGGAUGUGGAUCACAUUGCAGGUUCCUAAAAUUGAAGACGGGAAUAAUUUCGGGGUGUCCAUUCAGGAAACCAUUAUAGACGAAGCCUACACUAUUGAAAAAGUGGCGAAAUCUUAUAGAGAAUCGGGAGGGGACUAUUUUUUCUACAGAGCAAGGAUGAUGUCUAAAAUAGUCAAGUAUCCUGAAAUUGCUGAUUAUAAACUGGCUGUAUAUGAGGGCGAUUCCAAUGAACUACAGAAUCAAAUUAUUCUAUGUCGAGAUCUGCGAGACUUCUAUACAAAACUUCAUGAUCUUGUAAUAAAAAAUCUACAAAGAUUAGAAAACCCUCGCUCUGAUAAUAUAAGUAGCUUAUACUGAU
This is a messenger RNA of Ostrea edulis (European flat oyster), 814 nucleotides long. RefSeq names its product proteasome activator complex subunit 3-like. Lineage: Eukaryota; Metazoa; Mollusca; Bivalvia; Ostreida; Ostreidae. The transcript has 2 exons. The record is from RefSeq and is a predicted model, not a curated record. Gene Ontology annotation, molecular function: endopeptidase activator activity. Gene Ontology annotation, biological process: positive regulation of endopeptidase activity; regulation of G1/S transition of mitotic cell cycle; regulation of proteasomal protein catabolic process. The coding region runs from base 1 to 813 and encodes 270 amino acids. Gene Ontology annotation, cellular component: nucleoplasm; proteasome activator complex; cytoplasm.